Molecule: messenger RNA, 405 nt
Organism: Adineta steineri
Lineage: Eukaryota; Metazoa; Rotifera; Eurotatoria; Adinetida; Adinetidae
Source: the annotation of a GenBank genome assembly
AUGCAAUUUGCUUUAUUCUUUCUCUCGCUCGAACGUUUAUCAAAACAUUUUAAUCUUCCUAUGACAUGGGCAAGAAUAUUUACGAAACCUUAUCUAAUACAAGUUAUUCUAUGGGUUAUAUGGAUUGUUCUUAUUGCAUUACUUGUUACAUUUAUGUUUAUAAGAAAACAAUUUAGUUUUAAUUUAAUAAAAGAUAAAGCAUAUAGUCUUGCUCCACCUAUUCUUGGUGAUGUUGUUAGUAGACUUGCAUCACGUCGUUAUCAUUGUUCAAUUGAUGGUCGUUUAUCAUCUGUAUUUAAAACAUUAAUUAUUAUUUUAUUUGUUAUAUUAAUUGUUAAACCAAUCAUAUUUUCAAUUGGUUUUAAUUUAUGUACACCAUAUUGUUGUAAAAAAACAACGUCGUGA